Molecule: messenger RNA, 2305 nt
Organism: Taeniopygia guttata (zebra finch)
Lineage: Eukaryota; Metazoa; Chordata; Aves; Passeriformes; Estrildidae
Source: RefSeq, a predicted model, not a curated record
AUGGCCGAGCCGGCCGCGGGCGAGGACUCGGGCACCGGGCGAGUUUGCAGGGGAGAGCAAAGAAAUCCAGGACGUGGCCGUGAGGCUCCAGAGCGCCCCGAGCCAGGCUGGGGUGGCGAAAAGUGCUCAAUAAACGCUCUUUGUCCUGCAGAGGUGCUCGGCUCGGCCCCAGUCACCAUCGUGGUCACGUCCGAGGCCGACACCUGGGACAUCGACACCUCCUCGUGCCGGGGCCGCGGGCCCUUCGUGGACUGGGACAAGGUGCCGGAGCCGCGGGGGCCGGCGCCGGUGCCGCGGGACGUGCUGGGCAGGCCCCCGAAGGAGCUGAAGCGGCUGGCGAGGGAAGGCUGCUGGGCCCGGAGCCACGCGGGCCGGGCCCGGCUCUACCCCCGGCUCAUCCAGCGCGUCUCCUGCCGCCUCGUCACCCCCGACGCGCCCGCGUACCGGGACGUGGCCGGCCGGCUCUUCGGGAAGCGCAGCGUCAGCUCCCACCCGCUGCCCGAGUUCCUGGAGGGCUGCCCCGUGCCCACCUACUGCCUCAGCCCGCACGGGGUCACGGCCCUGAAGAAGAUCCUGGUGUGCGUGGGCGCCCUGUUCCCCGACAUCACGCACAGCCCCCUGCUGCCGGCGCUGGCCGCGCUGCUGCUGCACUACAGCGAGGACGAGGCCCAGUGCUUCGAGAGCCUCUCGCGCCUCAUCGCCAGCAACGCUCCCCACGCCGCCUACAUCGACCAGUCCUUCCUGGCCCACCAGGCCUCCUGCAUGACCUUCGGGGACCUGGCCAGCAAGCACUGCCCGGCGGCCCACAAGCUCAUCGCCGGCGCCGCCGACAACGUCCUCGAGGUCUACUCGGAGUGGCUGUCGUGGCUCUUCCCCGGGCUGCCCUUCGGCUACGCCGUGCGCGUGCUGGACGUGUUCCUGCUGGAGGGCCAGAAGGUGCUGUACCGCAUCGCCCUGGCCCUGCUGAAGCAGUUCCGGCUCUCGGCGGCCCCGGCCGGGCUGCAGGGCUCCGACGUCAAGGCAGAGCUGCAGGCUUUCGUCAGGAACAUCGCCAAGCACGUGUCCGCGGACAAACUCCUGGAGAGAGCCUUCGGCAUCCGCCUCUUCUCCCGCAAGGAGAUCUGGCUGCUCCACAUGGCCAACAGGAAGGCCUUGGUGGAGAGGGGCAUCACCGUGGUGCAGAGAAGGCCGUCCUUCCACCUGGCCGUGGACAUGCAGAAGUUCAGCUCCAGCACUGUCACGGCGCAGGAGAUGCGCCUGGUCUGGUCCUGGAUCCCCGAGCGCUUCUCGCUCUUCCCCCCGCUGCUGCUCUUCUCCACCUCCGAGGACGGCUGCAGCCUGCAGAGGUUCUACACGUGCUGUGAAGGCUACGAACCCACGGUGCUGCUCAUCAAAACCACCGAGGGGGAGGUGUGUGGGGCGUUCCUCUCCUCCGACUGGGCCGAGAGGAAGAAGAGCGGAGGCACCUCGGGCUUUUUUGGGACAGGAGAGUGCUUUGUGUUCACUGUAAGUCUCGGUUUGUGUCUGGGGGUGUCCUGGCAGGACCCCCUGUCCCGUCCCUGCCCGGGUGCGGCCCCUGCCCGCAGCCCCGGCAGCAGCAGCCGCCCCUUCCCGGCGGUGCCGGGGCUCAGCGGGUGCGUCCCGCUGCAGGUGCGCCCCGAGGCUGAGAGGUACGAGUGGGUGCUCAUCAAGAGGCCCGAGCUGGCCAAGGCCGUGCCGCGCUCCCGGCAGCGCUCGCCUUCCCCCGCUCCCGAAGCCCUGCCCGGCUCCUCCGGGGCCAGCUCCAGCCCCAAGCACCUGGCCGUGCCCUCGCCGCAGAGGAGAGGCCGCCUGUCCCCGUUCCUGGCCGCCAGGCACUUCUUGCUGCCCUCCGAAACCGCCUCCAUGUUCAUGGCCGGCUCCCGGGACGGCAUCGUUAUCGGUGGAGGGGGGGGCCAGGCGCUGGCCCUGGACGCCAGCCUGCUCCGGGGGCGCACAGAGCGCUGCGACACCUUCGACAACGCCCCGCUCUGCCGGGAGAACUUCCAGGUGCAGCUCCUGGAGGCGUGGGGCUUCCAGAGCGCCUAGUUCCCGUGGGGACACCCCCGUGUGCCGCCCCGGCCGGGCGUGGGUGAAGCUCCAGCUCCUCAGCUGGCAUCCCGAGCUGUGGGGAGGCGAUGCCAGGCACGGGGAGAAACAGCAGCGGGUUUGCCCAGAGAGGGGAUGGGCACUGCCUGGGGCUGUGCCAUCCUCAGCAGGUGCUCUGGGUGGAGCCGAGGGCACUCAGACUGUUAUUGGAAAUGCAGGCAAACCCAAUGGGAAGAAA